CACUGUUUAUGGAUGUUCCUCUUUUUAGACCAUUUCUGGAAUAUUUACACAGUGGCUGAUGAUGGGAGUUUGAAGUUUGUGUGAAAGAAACUUGAGGUGAAUCUGCCUAUCACAUGGCGAGAGUGGGAAUGUUAAAUAGGCCUACAUUUUCACCAACAGGGGGUGCUGUUUUACGAUAUUGACGGGUUUUAAAUCAUACAUUAAAUUCAAAGAAGGCUGGAGAAGCGGAUGGUUAAAAAAAACCUUGCCAACUUCCUUUGCCAUCUUCCUAGUUGGAAAAUGAGCUCGUUGUGUGUGCAGUCUGGAUUAGAGCAAAUAUGAGUUACAUUUAACCUUAUUAGUCUUUGCUUUACACAGAUUUUACACAGGCAGGAAUUCCGUCGUUUCGCCCUGCAGCCUCUUGUCGUUCUGUGAGUUCCUCCUGACCACAUGUUUUGAAUACUUGUGUUUUCCACUGGGUUAGAAACUAGUCACCGGUCUGAAUCACAGGCUACUGCUGCUAAAAACAGACAUAUAAAAGACUAUUUUCUCACUUUCAUUUUCAUUUGGGUGCUGGUUCAUAGAGAUGAAAACACAAAUAGUGUGGUUUUCUGCAUGACUCCUUUUAUUUCGAAGUUCAGCCUGUCAUUCUGUUGAAAACCUCUUGGAUCUUUGAAAAAGUUAGCCGUGGAACAUAGGAGCUUGCAGAGUUUAGUCCAAAGAUCAGUUUUUAAGGCAAUAAUCCUUCAAAAUCCUUCAUCAUCAGCACACAACCACCAAAAGGUAGGACCAAACACGAAGUAGGAUUACAUGGCUGCAUUUAUUGCUGAAAAUUUUAAAUUUGCUGCUCUUUUCUUUAAGAGUAAGGAUGUAGUGAUCUUCAAUGGGCUGAUAGCCCUGGGGACAGUGGCUAGUCAAACAGCAUACAACAUAUUUGCCUUCGAAUGCCCAUGUUCUGCUCAGAGAAAUUAUCUUUAUGGGUUAGCUGCUAUUGGCGUACCUGCCCUAACUUUCUUUUUAAUUGGAGUAAUGCUCAGUCGUAGCACCUGGGACCUUGUUUCGGAGUGUCGCAUCAGAAAAUGCCGGAAGCUGUCUGCGGCUGCUGCUUUUGCUCUACUGGGUUCAAUAGUGGGCCGUGCAGCAGUGGCUCCUGUAACCUGGUCUGUCAUCUCACUCCUUAGAGGAGAGGCCUAUGUUUGUGCGCUUAGUGAAUUUGUGGACCCUCAGUCUUUGGAAAACUUUCCUUCCACUACCCAGAGCUCCAUUAUCAUGGCCCAGUUUCCCUGUAAGGAUGUGCCUGCAGAGCUGCUGCACUUCUGGAAAGACAUCGAACGCCGACUCAAGUAUGAAUCUCAGCUGUUGGGUUGGAUGUUGGUGGCUAUCAUCUCUUUCACUGUGUUCCUGGUGAUGUGUGGAAAGCGCUGCUGCUCUCCCCUGGGCUACCAGCAGGAGGCAUACUGGUCUUCCUAUCGGGCCAAUGAGCACACUCUUUUCCAGCGCACUGCUGAGGCUCAUGCCAAGCUCCGUGCUGCUGAGAGCAUCAGGACCUUCUUUGGGUUUGUAGCCCUGGAGGAGCAGGAAAGGGGGCUUCUGGCAGCAUGUCACGGGGCCAAACUGGCAAUUUCCAAUCUGGAGUGGAACCAGAUAACAGGAGUUUACUUAUACAGAGAGAAUGAAGGGACUCCUCUGUACAGUCGCCUAAAUAAAUGGGCCAAUUUCACAAUUGGGAACAACACUGAGGCCAUUGAGAUGGACAUGUUAGGUUAAGGUGUGAAUGGUCAUCCACAGUAACCAACUACCUUUUGGUCAUUUCUUGUGGACAAUUGUUUGUCCUUGCUGUGCAAAUCUGAGUAGUGUUUGCUUUCUUCUUUUAUUUUGCUUGAAAAUGUCACUAUGAUAAUUUAUUAUUUGAGAUGCAAACAUAUUUUUAAUCUGUUUUUUAACUUGAUGAUGGUAUGAAUUGAGUGAUACAGUUAAUUCAUCAGAAAUGUACAUUAAUACAUAAUGCAUACUGGAGCAGCUUUUCUCCGUUUGUAAAGACAUGGAACGCCAUGGAAAACUUUUUUAAAUGUAUGGGCUAUUUGUAUUUUUUUUUAUAUGUGCUGAUAUGUAUUGUAUACUAGUCUCUUUAAAUUUUUUUUUAUUAAUUACUCAUUAAUAAUGUCAGCAUUUGUUAUGGUGCCUUAUAAUUAGUUUUUGAGAAUGUAUGUUAUCUCAUGUGGGCUACACAGGUGUACAGUGGGUGGCAUUGCUACCUCACGGAUCUAGGGUCCUUGAUUCAAUUCUGAACUCAGGAUUGACAAUGGUGUUUCCUAUAGUUUCCUCCAACUGUCCCAAAAAACAUGCAGGUAGAUGGAUUGGCUACACUGUGUGUGUGUGUGUGUGUGUGUGUGUGUGUGUGUGUGAAUGGUGCUCUGCAAUGGACUCAAACCCCAUCUGCGGUGAAUUAUCCUGCCAUGCGCCCAGUGUUGCCGACAUUGUCUCCACAUUCACCACAAGCCUAACCACGAUAAAGCAGUUACUGAAUGAAUCAAUGUUAUCUCAGGUAGGCCCUAUGUUAGGACAUGUUGGUGUGCUAUUCAGACAACUAUUGUUAAUAUUGUACAAUACGUAUAUAAAAUAAUCCACAAUAUAUUACAAUAUAUUUUAUUAAAGUUUUUAUUGUACAUUUGUUCUUUUUUCUCUAUGAAUAUUAUAAAAUCCUGUGUAAGUCUUAAACCCAGGCAUCAGAAGUUUGGGUUUAAAACAGUUCAUUAGGUUUCCAUUCACAUUGCUAAUAGCAGAUCCAAAUGGUUCUUGCAUUUCCUCUGUUAACACUUUCAGGUGUAAAAAUGUGACAAACACAACAUUAGG
Molecule: messenger RNA, 2832 nt
Organism: Ictalurus furcatus (blue catfish)
Lineage: Eukaryota; Metazoa; Chordata; Actinopteri; Siluriformes; Ictaluridae
Product: calcium homeostasis modulator protein 2-like
Exons: 3
Coding region: 790-1746 (318 amino acids)
Molecular function (GO): monoatomic cation channel activity
Source: RefSeq, a predicted model, not a curated record